AGACCAAAAUAUCGUCUGCGCUGUGAUAGCAGACGGACGUCCGCCAAUCCGCGCGUUCAAUGGAAAUGUGCAGAACAUAUUGGUUGUUUUGGUGCGAGGUCGGAGUCGUGCGACGUCACCGCAUUCGUCCCUGGCAGGUCACAAGGGCAGGGUGACUGCUAUACUCACUCAGGAGAUAAAAACUAGCGUUCCAACCUCUCUCCAGACUAGUUAUCAGCAGCUCACUCAACCAGACAACUUAAGAGUUUUUAGUUAUUCAACCAUUGCUUUCUAUCGGGUCUGAUAGUCACUUUACCUGUCUGUUUGUUGUAGAAUCAAGCGUGCUUACUGAACUUCUACUUUUUAUUUUUCAUUUCUGGAAUUGAACUUAAAAAACAUCAGUGGACUGUUCUGACUAUUUUGGGAAAGAAACAUAAACUGCUUUAGCUGUCAAGUAAUUUAAGACAUCAUCAUCUUCACCAAGAAAACAUCGAGAAUAAACGUGUCCAAGAAGUAAUGGAAUCUAAGGAGGUGAUUGAGGUUAAAAUGACAAAACCAGAUAAAUCCGACUCAUUUGAAGUCAUUACUCCAAUUAAGCAUGAGAAGAUGAAGAAAUCAGCUUUAGAUGUAUCAAAUAUGGUUGGCCCAUCUCGUCCAAAGAGUGCGACGUCAAGCGAUGUUAGCCAGCCCGAGUCGGGAGGCAAGCCUCUCGAUCUCACCUACUCUGCCAUCGUGAGUGCAUCUCAGUUGAAGGGCGUUUAUCCAUACUCUGCGAUGCUACCCGCCGCCGCUGCCGCAGCCGUCUCGGGAUACUCCUACAGCGAGCCGACAUUGGCUGCGUCUGCCGUGGCAUCGUACGCCGGUUAUCCUGCCCUCAUCAACUACCCCGUCGCCGAGAACUCUGGUGCUACAUCGCAGUCGCUUUCCAGUCUGCGACUUUCAGCCCUGCUCGCCUCUCGUCGACGUCGAGCUGCUACCGCCGUUGAUGUAAAGCCCGAGGAGCCUUCAAGAAAGAAGGUCAAACCAGUGCCGGAUGAAAAGAAAGAUAUUGCUUACUGGGAGAGAAGGAGGAAGAACAAUGAUGCAGCGAAGAGAUCACGAGAUGCAAGGAGAAUGAAGGAAGAAGAAAUUGCAAUCAGAGCAGUUUAUCUUGAACAGGACAACAUGAAACUCCGAGCUGAAGUGUCUAUUCUUAAAAGUGAACUUGCAAGGUUGCAUUACAUGGUUUACAACUGCUAAUGAUGUAUUUAUCAAGGACUAGAGACUACCGAACAAGCUGGUUGUUGCUUACAAGUUGAUACAUGUACAGAAAGAUUCAAUCAAUUAAAGCAAACACCGAAUGAAUCGAGAGAAAAAAAAUAAUGCUGCCUGUUGUCGAAAUGUUGACAAUGCUAAGUGAAUGCUGAGUAUUAAACUGUCUCUGAGAGACUCUAUUUAAGUACUUGUCCGUCGUAUUUUCCGCUGAAAUAACGAAUCUGGGUUUUCCACCGGCUUGCCAUUUUUAUUAUUUAAUGUUCAUUCCUCAGUUAACUUCACACAAUGGGAGGACAAUACAAAAUGUUACGAUAUUUCUUUCAGAUACAAUUCCAUUCUAGCUCUACGCUUUUGAUUGUAACUACGAUUUUUGUCAGUCUGGGAGGUAAUCCUGUUGAGACAAAUCAGAAUCAGUCUAAUUUCACAUGUAUUACUUAAUGAUAGUUAAAAGUAUUUGUUCUCUUUUAAAUUAAAGAUGUAGUAUUCUUAACCGUUGCCCUUUGCUUGCUGUGUAAGCUUGAAAGGAUAUUGAUACUCAGUAGUAAAAAAAAUAUUAUUUAAGAAUAUCAAGCCUUUCUUUCCUAGACAGGGUCAGUACUGUUUGUGCUAAUAUUAUUUACUCAUAUACCUACUUUCCGAAAACCUACAAUUUGACGCAAAAUUUGGAUUUACCUCUAUGAAUAGGAUGCUAUUAUAUAUCAUAUGCGAUCCUGUCUAAUGUUUCGUACUCAGGGAAGAAAAUAAUCAGGACCUGUGACACAAAGGUUAGCGAUUAAUCGCUAAAUGAAAUAGCCUAUCAAGAUCAUUACCGCAUGCCACAUUUUGUUCAGUAGACUGACCAGGAACCAAUCAGAAUUGUUCUUUCAAAUUAGCGAUUAAUCGCUAACCAUAUUGUUACAGAGUCCAGUUUUGUCAAACCGACCGGAAUCUAUUACUAUCUUAAUACACGUUUACAUUUACAAGGGAAUUUUCUGGAUGAUUCAAUAAAGUUUGAUUCUAAAUGUGUUAUUGGUGUUGGUUUUAAUAUCAACCACCCUUAAUUUUGCACCGCGUAAUUAUUUUCUGUUUCAUGAUAUUUUUUAAACCAAAUUCCACACUUUCUACUCAAGUGAAAAUAGUAUAAAAAUCUUAGUAAUUAUUCAAAUAUUGUUGAUUAUGUUGUAAGAAUGUAGUGCUAUUUGAUUUUGUAAUUAAUUUCACUGUCUCCUGAUUAUACAUUAUGUAAAGGUUUGAAAAAUAAAGACUAAAAAAAACGAGAUAGAGAGACAAACAUUCUUGGAUGUUUAAUCCUACAAUGUGGUGAAUAAACCAAUUCACUAGUCAUGGCUUAAAUUUAUGUUAUCUUGAUGGUAUACGUGAUGAUGAUUUCACAUGUCAAUGAAAAUCACUUUUCACAUCUACGUAAAUCCAGAUCCGUCAUUUUUUUUUUAGGUUAUCUCCCGCCUAUUCUUGCACUUUUUUCUGCAGAAAGUUAUGGACAUCAAUUAAUUUCCAAGAAUGGUCGGCGGAUGAAUCAAUUAUUUUAAAUACUUAAUAUGAGCUUUAAGCUUGAUCUUUGCAAAAUGAUGUUUGAGAUUUUUGUGGGUGAUUUAUUCUAAUCACGUUCACAGUGUUUCCUUGUGUUGUUAUCAUGAUUAUGUCAUAAUUGCAAUACGUUAACGUUCAGAGUUUCAGAAAGAAAAUUCCAGAACAAUUAGUACAUUUUGUCAUUAUUGUUAUCUCAGUGCAUCAUGGUUUUUGUCCCGAUUAGUAAAUAGGCCUUACACAUCCCCGAUACAGUUGCAAUAUCUAACAAUUUCCUUCUGACCACAAGUGUACACCAUGCUAUGUAUUGUUAUAUUUAUGGUAAAAUAUUUUGCACGAGAUAGUGAAACUGAUUAUCGUGUGUCUGUAUAUAUUUACGUCGUUGUACGAUGGCAAUAUGAUAUUCAUGUUCGCGUAUUAAAAUAAUACUGACGAAUUA
Molecule: messenger RNA, 3196 nt
Organism: Lytechinus pictus (painted urchin)
Lineage: Eukaryota; Metazoa; Echinodermata; Echinoidea; Temnopleuroida; Toxopneustidae
Product: transcription factor VBP-like
Exons: 2
Coding region: 496-1218 (240 amino acids)
Biological process (GO): regulation of transcription by RNA polymerase II
Cellular component (GO): nucleus
Molecular function (GO): RNA polymerase II cis-regulatory region sequence-specific DNA binding; DNA-binding transcription factor activity, RNA polymerase II-specific
Source: RefSeq, a predicted model, not a curated record